AUGAAUUUCUUGAGUGAAGACAUAUUCUUUUUAUCUCUUCCAUCUUCAUUGCUUCUUUUUGACAUAUUCUUUUUAUCUCUUCCAUCUUCAUUUCUUUCUUUUUGUGAAGACAUAUUCUUUUAUCUCUUCCAUCUUCAUUGUUUCUUUUUGCUUGAAUUUCUUGGUGAAGACAUAUUCUUUUUUAUCUCUUCCAUCUUCAUUCUUCUUUUGAAUGAAUUUCUUGAGGUAAGACUUCUUUUUUCUCUUCCAUCUUCAUUGCUUAAUAAUUUCUUGAGUGAAGACAUAUUCUUUUUAUCUCUUCCAUCUUCAUUGUUUCUUUUUGAUGAAUUUCUUGAUGAAGACAUAUUCUUUUUUCUCUUCCAUCUUCAUUGCUUUUUUGAAUAUGAUUUCUUGACAUAUUCUUUUUUUCUCUCUUCCAUCUUCAUUUCAUUGCUUCUUUUGAAUGAAUUUCUUGGUGAAGACAUAUUCUUUUUAUCUCUUCCAUCUUCAUUUCUUAGUUUCUUUUCUCUUCCAAUUCAUUGCUUCUUUUUGAAUAAUUUCUUGAGUGAAGACAUAUUCUUUUUCUCUUCCAUCUUCAUUCUUCUUUUUUUGAAUAAUUUCUUGAGUGAAGACAUAUUCUUUUUAUCUCUUCCAUCUUCAUCGCUUCUUUUUGAAUGA
This is a messenger RNA of Acanthosepion pharaonis, 657 nucleotides long. NCBI's taxonomy places the organism in Eukaryota, Metazoa, Mollusca, Cephalopoda, Sepiida, Sepiidae. The record is from the annotation of a GenBank genome assembly.